Dichomitus squalens LYAD-421 SS1 is the source of this 2709-nucleotide messenger RNA. RefSeq lists its product as uncharacterized. NCBI's taxonomy places the organism in Eukaryota, Fungi, Basidiomycota, Agaricomycetes, Polyporales, Polyporaceae. Bases 41 to 2413 code for a protein of 790 amino acids. The transcript is spliced from 17 exons. The record is from RefSeq and is a predicted model, not a curated record.
CCCCGCUUUGACCUGACGAGGUUCGGAACCUGGGCUUGUUAUGCCAAUGGAUGCGGUGGACGAAGAGCAGUCGCGCCGCCUACUUCAACCGACCUCGGAGAACCUCGCUAAUGUCAAGGUCUUCCCUCUCAUACCAAGUCUGAAGAAGGAUGUCGCUAGAGAUGUCGAUACUGCUUUGACAUGGGAUCAAUUGACGGCGUCGGACAUCAACUUCGCAAUCGUCCGCCCCCUAGUCUUCAAAUAUGCAAAGCUCGACAACAUGGCCGUCGUGUACGCCUGCUUCGUCGUACGCUCGCAUUUCCUAUCUGAAGCAGAGGACAAUCUUGCCUUCUCCGGCGUGCUCCUCUCCCGCGCCGCCCUCUGUGAGAUCCUAGCCAUGAAGCUACUCGGCACCUUCGCAUCCAGCCCGCUUCGCGUCGCAACCGUCCUCACCGCAAGCUGGAACCCACUUGCUGGAGCUCCAGAAGCUGUCAUACAGGACGUCAGGAAUAUGGUGGGAGAAGAUGGCUCCUACGACCCACAGUGUGCCCUCGAAAUGGCCAUCGCUUCCGAAUCGAAGGCGUUCUUGGCAUCACCAUUGGUUCAGACGGUUGUGAACGACAUCUACUCGGGGCGCAUGGUCUUCACGAUGACGUCCAAGCGUUCCGUGCUCGCUGACAACUACAAGCCACGCAGCAUUGAGGUGUACGAUGUACGGAAGGCGCCGUUUCUGGACCACUACCGUUUGCGCGUUCCCCGCUAUGGGGCGAUUCUCGAGUUCCUCAACUUUGCCCUGCUCUUGACAACCUUCUUGCUAUGCCUGUCGACCAAGGAUCUGGAUGCGAUGAAUGGAUUUGAGAAACUGUUCAUAGUUUUCGCCGCCGCUUUCGCGUUAGAAGAGUAUACCGCUUCGAAGGAACACGGAUGGACCAUUUACAUUGCGAAUCUUUGGAACGUAUUUGACACGUCGUUCAUUGUCAUAUUCCUCAUCUACCUCGGGUACAGGAUCAAGGGAUUACAUGACGGUGACACGGCUGCUUCCGACUUUUCGUUCGACGUCCUCGCCUGCGGAGCUUGCAUAUUAUUCCCAAGACUAGCAUUCUUCGCAGUCUCGAACAACGUCGUGGUUUUGGCUUUGCGCUCCAUGAUGUCUGAGUUCCUCUUCUUCAUUGGCAUCGCCGCGAUCUGCUUCUCUGGCCUGCUGUUCACCCUACACAACCUGUCCGCGGAUUCCGGCAGGUGGACCCUGAAGAGCAUCGCGUGGCUAAUGGUGCAGAUCUGGUUUGGGAACACGUACCUCAGUUUCGCGCAGGCUGAGAGUUUCCAUCCGCUCUUUGGGCCUGUACUCAUGACCAUGUUCGCCGCAUUGUCGAACACGCUCCUGUUGACCAUUCUCAUCUCCAUCCUGUCCAAUACGUUUGCGAGGAUCGACGCAAAUGCUAAGCAAGAGUACCUCUUCCAAUACGCCAUUUCCACGAUCGAAGGAGUCAAGGACGCGCUGUUUAGCUACCAGCCACCCUUCAACAUGCUGGCCUUCGUGGUACUUUGGCCCCUCAGCUUCGUCCUCUCGCCACGGGCGCUGCACUCGGCCAACGUCUUCCUUAUAAAGCUGACAUCGUUCCCGCAGCUCAUCGUAAUCGCCAUCUACGAACGCUACCUCGCCCGCGGGCAAAAGUGGCGCGAAGUCGGCUCCGAGCGUGCGCACCAUCUCUACGCGAGCCUCAGCCGCAGCGUCAAGCACAUGCCCAUCCUCGACUUUCUUGGCUCCUCUUCCAUGGACGUCCACGAGGCCAUCUUUGACGUCGACCUGCACGGCGAAGAGGAGAAUCUAUUCCCCGAUGAAGACGACGAAGACGAUUUCGAUCAGUUGCACGACUUCCCGCUGUCCGCGCCUGCAGACACUGACACCACCAUGCGUGCGUCGAAGUCGCACGAGUCGCUCCGGCUACGCAAUAGGAACCUGUCUCCGUUCGCCCCGUCGCGCUCCCGUCCGGGCACACUAACCCCGCCAGAGCAGAUUCGCCGCACGACGAGCCUCUCGCUCUCCCCACGUCAUUCGCAGCGGACUCGGACGCGGAGCGCGGUUGACCCUGGGUCCCCUUCGUUGUCCCCCCGCCCUCGGAACAGCCGACUGCCGUCGAUCAAUCCCCCGAGCACGAGCGAGGUACCGACGCUUGGGCCGCGGAGCCCGCUUGGGGCGCUGUUCAGCUCGAGGAGAGAGCGGGUAGUGUCGACGGCUGGGGUGGAGGCAGGCGUGAAGAAGAUGGAGGCGUUGGUCGAGGACAUCAAGCGGAUGCCGGUGAACAAGCUCAAAGAGGAGAUGAAAGAGUUGCAGGACCGACAGGCGAGGAUCGAGAAUUUGUUGUUGAUGCUGACGAGGGGUAUGCGGAACGACACUGGACACCAUUCAACGAUUCGACAUGAUUCAUUGUAACUCUGCACGACAUGGACAUCACCAUUACGCAUCGCUUGGUAUCUAUCGGGCAUAAUUUCCAUCUGAAGUUCUAGCCUCCCCUAGCUUGCGCUUCGAAAGUGACGUCGACAGUAAGCCGCUUUCUCAAUUUGGAAUGUCGCGAGGCGCGAUGUACUGCUUUCCGUGACUACAUGCCGUAGGGAGCUAAGCCGCGGUCAAACCGUAAGUCGAACGGAGAAGCUGACGGUUGCCAACUCACAACUAUGCGGAGCAAUCCCUGCGACAUCUCAGGUAGUGGCGGUCUUCUCUACCUCGCG